CACUCGAGCAGGGCUUGUCACUGGUGAUCGCCUGCUUGUAUGCCCUUGUUAGCCACGCAGCUAACCUAAGUGCCCCAUUUGGAAAGAUGAAUUGAAUUUUAUAUCGGAAAGCGAUCUGAUAGACACCUAUAUUUGCCAUUAGUUGCUAAUAGCAGGAUGUUACGAGCCGGAAGUGUAGUUACCUGCAUUGCCUGCAAGAAUCUGCUUCCCUCCAGAAUGGGGGUGAAGUUCAGAGUUCCGCUGCAGAAACUGCACCCGCUCUCCCGUGCCAUCCAUCACCGCUACUUUGCUAACAACAAUCCACAAAGACCACCUCACUGCUCAGCUGCCCGCCAUUACACGUCUCUCUCCAGGCUCCCCAUGCGUCCUCCCAAAUCCCGAUCAGGAGGCCACGGCUAUCAACAGCACCGGUCCUUCUGGGUGGCCCGUCUUGCUGCCAGACUGCUGAAACUGAGGUACAUCUUGCUGGGCUCAGCAGUUGGAGGUGGAUAUACAGCAAAAAAGACUUAUGAUGAAUGGAAAGAUAUGCUUCCUGAUAUGAGCCAAUACACAUGGAUUGUGCCAGACUUCGUUUGGGAGCUGAGUGAAAAUAUUGAUUUAGGCAAGCUAGCCAGUGCUUUGCCUGAACUAGAAGAGAUAGCCAAACUAUUACCUGAUAUGGAAAAGAUCAGAGAGAACUUCACCUUCCUGAAGAGCCUCCUCUCCAGUGGUUUGGGUAGUGAAGUCAAUGGAGCUUCUGGUCUGCGUCUGUUAUUAGAAACCACAGGUGAAUCAACCCUGAGAGCAACAGAUAUCCCACCAACUUCUGCAGCCAUGUCUGACAGUAGUGAUAAACAGUUUAAGAAGCAGGGGCUGCUCAGCGAGCUCAUUCUCAUUCAGCAGCAGAUCCAGCAGCAUGAGGAGGAGAUGCGGCGGGCGGCAGCCAAUAAUGCUCCGCCUCCGCCGCGUGAACCCAGUCCCAGCCCCUCGCAGUCCAAACAAAAGUCAUCUGAUAAAGAAAAAGUUGACCAGCUUCAGGAAGAACUUCUUCGAACACAGUUAAAGUACCAACGGAUGCUGGAGCGUCUGGAAAAGGAGAAUAAGGAACUGAGGAAAGUGGUGUUGCAGAAAGAUGACAAGGGUAUUCACCAAAGAAAAGUCAAGAAAUCUUUGAUUGAUAUGUACUCUGAGGUCCUGGACAUUCUCUCAGAUUAUGAUUCCAACUACAAUACUCAAGAUCAUCUACCAAGAGUGGUGGUAGUUGGAGACCAGAGUGCAGGAAAGACCAGUGUGUUGGAGAUGAUAGCUCAAGCUAGGAUCUUCCCCAGAGGCUCUGGAGAAAUGAUGACCAGAUCUCCUGUCAAGGUGACAUUGAGUGAAGGCCCUCACCAUGUAGCAAUGUUCAAAGACAGCACUCGUGAGUUCGACCUUGGGAAAGAGGAGGAUCUUGCAGCAUUGAGGCACGAGAUCGAACUCAGGAUGAGGAAGAGUUUGAAGGAAGGUCAGACAGUCAGUCCUGAGACCAUCUCUUUAAGCGUAAAGGGUCCAGGAAUUCAGAGAAUGGUGCUCGUUGACUUGCCGGGUGUCAUCAGUACUGUGACAGCCGGCAUGGCUGCUGACACAAAAGAAACCAUUUUUAGCAUUAGUAAAGCCUACAUGCAGAAUCCAAAUGCCAUCAUCCUCUGCAUUCAGGAUGGCUCAGUAGAUGCAGAGCGUAGUAUAGUCACUGAUCUGGUCAGUCAGAUGGACCCUCAGGGCAAAAGGACCAUCUUUGUUCUUACCAAGGUUGACCUGGCAGAAAAGAACCUAGCUAGUCCAAGCAGAAUCCAGCAAAUAGUUGAAGGCAAGUUAUUCCCAAUGAAGGCUUUGGGCUACUUUGCUGUAGUAACCGGCAAAGGCAGUUCUAAUGAAAGCAUAGACUCCAUCAAGGACUAUGAGGAGGACUUCUUUCAGAGCUCAAGACUGCUGAGGGAUGGCAUGUUGAAAGCUCAUCAGGUGACCACAAAGAACCUGAGUCUUGCUGUGUCAGACUGCUUCUGGAAGAUGGUCAGGGAGUCAGUAGAACAACAAGCAGAUGCCUUCAAAGCAUCCCGAUUUAACCUGGAGACUGAGUGGAAAAACAACUAUCCUCGCUUACGAGAGCUGGACAGGAACGAGCUGUAUGAGAAGGCCAAAAAUGAGAUCUUGGAUGAGGUGAUCAGCUUGAGUCAAGUUACAACAAAACACUGGGAGUCCAUCUUACAGAAGAAGCUUUGGGAAAGGGUCUCAACACACGUUAUUGAGAACAUCUACCUGCCUGCUGCUCAGACCAUGAACUCGGGCACUUUCAACACCACUGUAGACAUCAAACUUAAGCAAUGGACUGACAAACAACUUCCUCAUAAAGCGCUGGAGGUUGCUUGGGAAACAUUGCAGGAUGAGUUUGCCCGCUUUAUGGCAGAAUACAAAGGGAAAGACCAGGAUGACAUCUUUGAUAAGCUGAAGGAAGCUGUCAAGGAUGAAAGCAUCAAACGACACAAGUGGAAUGAAAGAGCCAUGGACAGCUUGAGAGUGAUUCAACACAACGCUCUAGAGGAUCGUUCUAUCACAGACAAGCCCCAGUGGGAUGCCGCUAUUCAGUUCAUGGAGGAAACACUGCAGUCUCGCCUUAAAGACACUGACUCAGUAAUAGCAGAUAUGGUGGGGCCAGACUGGAAGCAGAGGUGGUUGAGCUGGAAAAAUCGAACACCAGAGCAGCACACCCGUAAUGAGACCAAAAACGAGCUGGAGCGUCUGUUGAAGCUGCAUGAGGAUCACACAGCCUACCUGGCCAAUGAUGAGGUCACUACAGUGCGCAAAAACCUGGAGGCCCGAGGAGUGGAAGUGGACCCCGUACUGAUCAAGGACACGUGGCACCAACUCUAUCGACGUCAUUUCCUGCAGAAAGCGUUAUUACAUUGUAAUCUCUGCCGGCGAGGUUUCUACUACUACCAGAGGCACUUUGUAGACUCUGAGCUUGAGUGCAAUGAUGUGGUUCUGUUCUGGAGGAUCCAGAGGAUGUUGGCCAUCACAGCCAAUACUCUUAGACAACAGCUCACUAAUACAGAGGUGCGGCGCUUGGAGAAGAACGUUAAAGAAGUAUUAGAGGACUUUGGAGAAGAUACUGAGAAGAAAGUCCAGCUGAUCACAGGCAGGAGGGUUCAGUUGGCAGAAGACCUCAAAAAAGUACGUGAAAUUCAGGAGAAACUUGAAGCUUUCAUUGAAGCUCUUCACAAAGAGAAAUAGAGCAGAUCAUCUUGUUUCUGGACAGUCAUGCCCUUACAGAAGAAAAUGCACUGAUUAAAUACAACAUUUUUGCUCUUUGCCCUUUGUAAAUGAACUUUCUUCCCAGCUUCUCGUCUUCUCUGUUUUUAAUGUAUCCUGCUUUAGUUUUCAGUCUUCUCACACACAUGCACACUCGCACUCUUCCCCCUUAAAAACAGUGAAAGUAAGCAAAGUGAGCUGGAGUCCCUUUACGUUUGCUGCAUAUUUUAUCACUGUUGGAGAACAAGCAUUUACUCAACUAGAGAAUGGUACAUGUCAGGGCCAUGCUUUAUUCUUUCUUCCUCCAGCGCUUAAAAGCCACCAAUGUGUUCACCAGACAAGUUAUACGAGAAACCAGUCAGACAGACAUGCACAUACAUCUUCUCCCAAUCCCUCGUUCCCAAUAAAAUGCUUUGUCCCGG
Sinocyclocheilus rhinocerous is the source of this 3683-nucleotide messenger RNA. Its product is annotated as dynamin-like 120 kDa protein, mitochondrial. Lineage: Eukaryota; Metazoa; Chordata; Actinopteri; Cypriniformes; Cyprinidae. Gene Ontology annotation, biological process: endocytosis; mitochondrial fusion; mitochondrial fission. Gene Ontology annotation, molecular function: microtubule binding; GTPase activity; GTP binding. The coding region runs from base 157 to 3243 and encodes 1028 amino acids. The transcript has 31 exons. The record is from RefSeq and is a predicted model, not a curated record. Gene Ontology annotation, cellular component: mitochondrial membrane; mitochondrial intermembrane space; cytoplasm.